Messenger RNA from Hydractinia symbiolongicarpus, 989 nucleotides. RefSeq names its product protein FAM177A1-like. NCBI's taxonomy places the organism in Eukaryota, Metazoa, Cnidaria, Hydrozoa, Anthoathecata, Hydractiniidae. The record is from RefSeq and is a predicted model, not a curated record. The transcript has 4 exons. The coding region runs from base 13 to 573 and encodes 186 amino acids.
AUAUCUCAGUAUAUGCAAUGGAACAGUGAUGUUAUGGAUGUUCUCAAAGUGGGAAAGAAAAGUGAUAAAUUUGACAACAUUAGACUGAUAGACGAUUCAAACUCUGACGGAAGUGUAGCUGAUGUAGAAGAUGAUCAAGCUGAUGGUAAUGAAUCAACAAGAAGAAAGAAGAGAGUGAGGAGAAAAAAAAUUCAUUUUCGGAGUGAUUUUGUCAAAGAUGAGAGCAGUUCUUCAGAUGAAGAUGACAGCAAAGAAAAGAAAAAAUUUGAUAUCCAGGAGAGAAAUCCAGCUGAGUUGAAUUGGCCAUUAUGGUGUUGGUAUUACACUGUGUAUGUUGCUGUUGGUAGUUUUCGCGUCGCAGAAUAUUGUGGAGAAAAACUUGCAGAUUUUUUUGGUAUCACAUCGCCUAAAUAUCAAUAUGUAAUUAAUGAAUACCACAGACUCAGACAGGAGGAGCAAGAAGAAGAGGAAGCAGAAGAACGUGAAAGAGAGUAUGCGCGCAAUCAAAACCUCGAAAGAUUAGGACAGAUGGAAGGAGGUGUAGCGACGCAUCAGAAGAAUACCAUUGCUUGACACUCCUCGGCGUGUUGUUUUGUGUGUAUGAAACGAACUUAGGGUGUCCAAGGGGAGGAACAUAGUUUCCCUAAGCUGUCGAAAGGAGCUUGAAUUUCACGGCGAGUUUUAGCUCAUUUUAGUUUUUUAUAGUCUUUAAUCAUAUAGUUAGUUAUAAAGAGAAAUAUUUUUAUAAAACUGUCGAUGUGUAAGAAAUAGUACAUCAGUCAGUAAAUUCUUUAAUGCAGAUAUUUAUAAAACAUGCAGAAAAAAUAUACUUGUAAUCUGAAUCUUUUUUGUGUGUUAUUAAAGUAGUUUAACGCACUUUGUCGUAACCAAAUUAUUAUAUUCGAUAAUAUUAUUGUAUUCUAGAUGUAAAUAAUUUAUUUAUUGUCUUAUAAAAUCGCGUUUUUUAUGGUAAUUUACCCUUUGAGAUA